AUGGAUGACAUUUUAAUGACAGGGGAUGAUGUAGAAGAAAUGUGGAAGAACUUAAUUGUGAUUGAUGAUGUUUGGAAUGAUAAAUUUCCAUUGUUACCAAGUGAUCCAUAUCAGAAAGCCACUGCAAGAUUCUGGGUUGAUUAUAUCGACAAAAACGUCUAUGCGUUUGGGAAGAAAACAUGGAUGACAAAGGGAGAAGAGCAAGAGAAAGCUAAGAAAUAUCUCAUAGAAACCUUGAGAGUAUUGGAAGGAGAGCUUGGAGAGAAACCAUACUUUGGUGGUGAAAAUAUGGGGUUUUUGGACGUGGCCUUGGUUCCAUAUUAUAGUUGGUUUUAUUCGUAUGAGAUUUGUGGGAAAUUCAGCAUUGAAGAUUUCUGUCCGAAGUUGGUAAGUUGGGCUAAGAAUUGUAUGGAAAAGGAGAGUGUCUCUAAGUCACUUCUAAUGGAAACUAGGGUCUAUGGAUUUGUUAUUGACCUUAAGAAGUUUCAUGGAAUCGAUAAGCAUAUGAAAAGUUUGUCAUGA
Molecule: messenger RNA, 522 nt
Organism: Papaver somniferum (opium poppy)
Lineage: Eukaryota; Viridiplantae; Streptophyta; Magnoliopsida; Ranunculales; Papaveraceae
Product: probable glutathione S-transferase parA
Exons: 4
Coding region: 1-522 (173 amino acids)
Biological process (GO): glutathione metabolic process
Cellular component (GO): cytoplasm
Molecular function (GO): glutathione transferase activity
Source: RefSeq, a predicted model, not a curated record